AAAAAGUCUAAGGCAGAACAAGGCAUAACACACAGCUUUCCGGCGGUAGCUUGCGAGGAGUCACGUGGCAUGAAGCAAUAAGCAGCUAAAUUCAAGCGGUGAAGAAGCCGUCUGCGUUGCGAGCCGACCACGUGACUCACGUGACUGCUAGCCGCCAAUCAGAAAGCUUAACCCGGCGUCGUGCUAAGCCAGGACUUUAUCGCUCUCGCCGCUAGGUGUGCCACCUUGUUCUUGUCUAAGGCUCUCAAGUCUCACCACUUAUAAAUCGAAUUUGCUGGAUUUUCACAAGCCAAUAGCCAAGCCAACGAUCAAACAGUUUUGGUUGAUGACCACUUGACGCUUAAGACAAAAGGGCUUCACAAUCCAUAUUUAUCUGUGCGACAUUUUCAAACACAAGCAAGUAAAUGCAUUAUGGGUGAUACACAGGUGAAGCGUCGACCUUGCCCCAUAAGUUUGGAUCAUCUUACAAAAAAGGACGAUUAUAUUAAGCCAUGUUUUGUGGACAAAGCGGAGAUUGAAACGGAAAGAAUGGCAAAUCUACCAGCAGACAACAGACAAGAACCCGAGAAAGCUUUCAAUUUAAUGGAGCCAAAUUCCUUUAACCAAGUCCCUGUAGAUACGGUGCUAAAUUUGAAACUCUACAUUGCGAUGCACAGGCUUUUCACCUUUCCGUCGUGGUUUUUCAAGGAGUACGGAAUGGAGGUCCUACAUUUGGCCGAAGCUGGAUUUUACUUCUGCCAAAGUGGGAUUUGUUGCUACUUUUGCAAGUGGCAAGUGUGGAUCAAGGAUCUAAAAAAAACAUUCGGAGAUAAAAAAACAGCCAGUCAAAUUCUUGAUAUUAAACGCAAAAGAAGAUGCGGAUGUCCUAUACUCAAGGAUUCAAAUAAUGUGCCCCUUGGAAAUAUUUCUAGCGUUUUAAAUUACAAAUUUGAAGCGCAUCGUUUGUAUUCCCUGAUGAAGAAAACAAAUUGGAAAUUUGUGAUGCCCGUCGAUUUGGCCAAAUCAGGAUUUUAUUAUACUGGUGUGGACGACAACUGCCGCUGCAUCUACUGCAAUUUGGAAGUGCGCGGAUGGGAGUUGGGAGACAAACCAGAAUCAGAGCACAAGCGGUGGAACCCAAACUGUCCGUUGCUGAAAAGCCCCGGUGGUGUCGUCAACAUCAAAAUUGGUGAAGAACAAACUGAAGCAUACAGUGACGGAGUUGGUCUAAAAAAAAUUGGAGCGAACCCCUUCAGUGUUCGGGGCGGUCUGCCAGAUAAAUACGGAAAAAACAUUCAUUUGAAAGCUCAAAACCCGUUGAUAACACCUUCAGAUCUUCGAAUUCACGACUGGUCAUUGCCAAGACAUAUUCGAUACAGUUUGUCCUCGAAUCGACUGGACUCUUAUAAAAACUGGCCCAAAUCACUUUCCCAAACCCCAGAAGUUCUCUCUCAAUCUGGAUUCUUUUACACUGACUCCGGCGACCGUGUGAUUUGUUUCCACUGCAACCUCGGGCUUAAGGACUGGGCUACGGGCGACCACCCUUUUUCCGAGCACGCCAAAUGGAACUCCGGCUGCCAGUUCUUGAUCAUGCAAGUGGGCUCGUCAUUCAUCGAACGUACCUUGCACACCAACAUCACAAACCAAGUUAACGAAAUGGAAUUGGCAAGGGCCCCCUCUAACCUGCAGUGUCUGAAAUGUCAACAAAGACAUCUAUCCAAAGUUUGCUUGCCUUGCGGACAUGCUAAUUUUUGUGGCUCAUGCUCUGCUGAGAAAUGCCAAGUUUGCGAUCUGGAAAUUCUGGCAGAAGUUUCAAUCUUUUUUUGAACUUUGUAUGUGCUUGGCUUGGAGCCUGUAAUGCAAACCUGCUUUUGCUAUCAUUUUUUUUUUGCAAUGAGCUCUGUGUCUGCCGAAAACAACUAAGUGCCGAUAGGCAGAAAAUUGAACGUGACUUAAAAAAAUAAUUUGUAGCAACGCGCUUGGCAUUUGCGCAAUAACUGUUGUAUAAUAUUAACAAAUUUAAUUAGAUUGUUGUAGUUUGAUAUUUUGGGUUUUACAAUUAAGUUAUUUCAUUGGGUGUAUAAAUGGUAAAUAAAAAUAAUUUGUGCCCAAGAAAAAAGCUUGUUAUUAUUUUAUAAUCUAAACAUAAAAAAAUAUUAGUUGCUAUAUAAUAAGAAACGUGAGCUGUCAGGGCUGAGCGUUUUAGUCGAUCAACUAUUUUUUUCUGAUCUUCGCAGGAUUUUAGGGUUAUGAAAUGAGCACGAAUCAUGCAAUUUCGAGUCGAAUAAGCUAGGGUCAAAAUCGACUAAAUGGACAAAUAUCGACUAAAAUGACUGAAAAGUAACAAUUUUUUUUUUAAAUUUGAGCUCCGAGCGAAAAAAAAAUGGUUUUUGGCAACCAUCUAAAAAUCUCAGACAGAUCAUUUAGAUCAUUUGUAGCUAUAUUUUUUGAUAAAUUUUUUUCUACCUCUCACCCCUGGAGGCUGGAACCCUGGCACACCCUUGCGACGAAGUCGUGACAGAAAAAAAAUGUUUUUUAGCAACCAUCUAAAAAUUUCGGACAGACCAUUUGGAUCAUUUCUAG
This is a messenger RNA of Neocloeon triangulifer, 2562 nucleotides long. RefSeq names its product baculoviral IAP repeat-containing protein 7-B-like. Gene Ontology annotation, molecular function: cysteine-type endopeptidase inhibitor activity involved in apoptotic process. The record is from RefSeq and is a predicted model, not a curated record. Gene Ontology annotation, cellular component: cytoplasm; spindle microtubule; nucleus. The transcript is spliced from 3 exons. Gene Ontology annotation, biological process: negative regulation of apoptotic process; regulation of cell cycle. Lineage: Eukaryota; Metazoa; Arthropoda; Insecta; Ephemeroptera; Baetidae. Bases 412 to 1806 code for a protein of 464 amino acids.